CAAAUUUUCUAAAACUUACAUAAGACUCAAUCCAUUUCAAAUUGUAAGAAUUCAAUUUACAACAAACAUGACAAGUCAUGAAAAGUGUUGAAACUUAUGUAAGACUCAAUCUAUAUCAAAUUGGAAUAAUUUAAUCUACAACAAACAUUUCAAAAUUAGUAUCACUAAUAAGAUAAAUGUGUUUAUUUUAGGGAGAUCCGAAAGAUAAGGGAGACAAAGUUGAUUAUACUCAAUUUUUCAUAACAAAUACAAGAUAUAAGUCAUGGAAUGAAGCUAUGGAAGCUGCGAAAGUGAUUGCAAAAGAUCUUGGGUUCUUUUUGACACAUUCAUCAACCAAAUCAAAUGAUGGCGAGAAGUACCCCCCGAAUAUAUCUUCACUGCCAUCGUGGAUAUAAGAACAAUACAUAUGUCCCAGAUCCGGAUAAGAAAGGACGAUCCAACACAAAGUCACUUAAAGGUGGUUGUCGUUUUCGAGUGAGACUGGUGGGACUCCAGGAGGAUAAGACUUGGAUGAUUGAUGGUGUGAAGGACAAUCACAAUCCGGGACAAUUUUGUGGGUUUCACAACCAUGCAUUAGAGCUUUAUCCCGAAGGCCACACUCAGAGGAAUGCUUUUACUAAUGAAGAGCUAAAGGAUAUGAAGGAGAUGGAAUGGGCUCGUGUUCCUCCUCGAAAAAUGAUGCAAAUUAUCAACCAAAAGUAUGGUACUCACCAUAACAAACGAGAAUUUUACAACAUGACAGCAAAUAUAAGGAUUGAGAGAUUGAGUGGCAUGACCUCUUCGGAUUGGACGUUACACCAUGCGAGAGAGAUGAGGUACUACAUUGGCUACAAGCGUGAUGAUGAUCGCCACCUUACUCACCUUUUUCUUGCUCACCGUGAGUCUGUUCGGAUGUUGAGUGCUCGGUACCAUGUAAUCUUGAUUGAUUCCACAUACAAGACGAACAAAUAUAAGAGGCCCCUGGUUGAGGUUAUUGGUGUUACCCCCGUCAAGAGGAACUUCAACAUUGGAUUUGCUAUGAUGGAGGGGGAAACCAUAGAUUCUUAUGUUUGGCUUUUGAGAGAGUUACAAAACAUGCUUGGAGAUCGCAUACCGAAUGCAAUUCUAACUGACAAGGAGGGAGGAUUGGUUGCCGCUAUCCCUCAGGUCUUCAUGAAAUCGGCUCACUUGUUGUGUAUAUGGCACAUAAAGGGGAACAUUGAAGCUAAGAUGAUGGAUUUGGGGAUACCAUAAGAAGUUGCUCGAGCAGUGGUACAUGGUUCUUGGAAGAAGGUGAUGGAAGCCACCACGCCACAUGCUAUGAUUGAGGAAUGGGAAAAUUUCAAAAAUGGAUUUUGGGGGGAGGAAUAGUAAGUUGAUAGAAUACUUGGAUCGUGAGUGCUUGGAGCAUAAAGAGAAGUUGGCUUGUGCUUACACUAACAAUAUUUUUCAUAUUGGUAACACAAGUACGAAUAGGGUUGAAUCGGCUCACUCGACUCUUAAGUCUUAAAGCUUGGCUAAACACUUCGACUGAGGGAGUUGAUACAUUAUUUUUAUCAUGGCAUGCUAGCAUUGGGGGGCAAGUGAUCGAAAUUAGGAAAGAGCUAGAGACAUGUCGAACAAAGACAUUCAAAGGAGCCUAUAGACCACCCUACGACGUUAUAAGGGGAAGUGUAAGCCUAUAUGCGCUUGAGUUGAUGUUUGUAGAGGGAAAGAAGACUCCGUCGGAAUGUGACUGUGUGAUUGGGAGGACACAUGGGCUCCCAUGCAGUUGUCGAAUCAACUCCUUUAAAGGAGCGGGAGACCAUUUUCAGAUAACACACUUGGCACCAUUAUGGUCUACUUUGGACUAUGCAAACCCUCAUGAUGCAAGACGGUUCGAAGACAAUGACGCCAAUGAUCUUCAGAUUUUUCAUGAUCUAGUGGCUGAGGUGUGUAGACGUGGUCCAUUUGGACAAACCUUUUUACCUAUGAUAGCCAAGCCAGGGGUAGCUCGCCCUAGCAAUGAGUUGGUGUUGUGUAACACCGGCAACCAUUGGGUGCGCCUUGACUUUGAGGAGGAUUCAAUACAAAUGCCUCCAUUCACCUUCCUAUGGACCCAUUUCCGUGACAAAAUGAGUACUCAAGGGUGGGAGCAGUUGUUCAAGGACGAGCGAGAUCUUUACUUCGCACUUGGGGGUCAUCAUGACUAGUAGGAGAUAUUUGUAGUAGUAUUGGUAUAUAACGACAAUAGUUGUAAAUAAGGAGUAUUUUAUAAC
Messenger RNA from Linum trigynum, 2237 nucleotides. Lineage: Eukaryota; Viridiplantae; Streptophyta; Magnoliopsida; Malpighiales; Linaceae. The record is from the annotation of a GenBank genome assembly.